GAUACGCAGUUACCCAGCCAACACCCCCCUCCCCCCCCCCCUUUAUAUGGGUGACGACAUCGGGAGGGAUCACAAGGUCCUCUUCAGAAGAAGUUGCAUUGUCUAGCAGUAUUUCUGGCUAUUCUCAAAGCUGUAGACGUCUUCAUAUAGUUGACAACAUAAGAUUUCUGUACAAUGAAUGUGUCCCAGACAAUGGAGACGGAAGAGGAACUCCUAACAUGUCUCCACAUCAGCUUUUACCACCCACAGCAGCACUAUAAAGGUCUUUACCAUCUGCUUCCAUUGGGCAACAGAAGCAAACAUCUGGCAGAUGAGUCUGUGCGCUUGGGGCGGGAUGCCCAGUCUUGCACCUUCGCCCUGGCUGACCCGCGUGUGUCUCGCAAACAACUGGCCCUGCAAGCUUACCGCACACCUGAGAGCCCAGAAAUGCUGUUCAGCCUCCAGAACCUGUCUCAGACGGUCAAAGUGUCAGUGAACGGCACAGGCCUGAACUUCUUGGAAAGGGCGGAUCUCCCGAGUAAGGCCCUGGUCCGGUUCGGCGAAUAUGAGAUUUUGAUUAUCAAGGAGGCUGGUGAGGCCAAGCAGAGCUUUGAGGUGGAGUUGGAGGUGCUGCCCGUGCCUCCUUCCAGGGAGACGGGCACAUGCAAGCCCUGUAACUUUCCCAUCAUAGAGAUGGGCGCACAUUUGAUACCUCAGCAACCAGUUCAGGUCCCUAUAGAGACCGAUGAGCUCACGAUCCGAUCACUUGACAACCCACCGUCGCUCUACACUUCUGGUACACUGUAGUUUUUUUCUUUUUUUAAUCAUUCCUGUAUUGUACUAACAAGAAACUGUGCUCUUUUUGUACAGAACAAGUUUUAAAGCUCUUGUAACUAUUUUUAUACUCAAGUAUGCCAAUGUUUUCACUUCUUUAACCGUAAUCAUUGUGAUUAUUUCUAACAUUCCAGGGGCGGGGGGGGAAAUCCCACACCUACCAGGACUGAUUUUAAUCACAUCUUUAUCUACAGAGAACAAAGAGGAAUCAUAAAAAAGCAAUUUAUCAAACCUUAAAAUGUGAACAUUGUCCAUGGAUGCAAUAUAAUACAGAAAUAUGUCAAUUGAAAGUUAUCCCAGGAUGAAUUUUACUUCACGGUCAAGUCUUUCACUCUGAAGGCGAGGCACAAACAGCU
Syngnathus acus (greater pipefish) is the source of this 1169-nucleotide messenger RNA. RefSeq names its product TRAF interacting protein with forkhead associated domain (gene tifa). Gene Ontology annotation, molecular function: protein binding. The transcript has 2 exons. Gene Ontology annotation, biological process: canonical NF-kappaB signal transduction. Bases 175 to 786 code for a protein of 203 amino acids. NCBI's taxonomy places the organism in Eukaryota, Metazoa, Chordata, Actinopteri, Syngnathiformes, Syngnathidae. The record is from RefSeq and is a predicted model, not a curated record.